AUGUGUAUCAUUUCAGAUAGGCAUGCAAGCAUUAUUAAGUCAACUUCAACUGUCUAUGAUGAAAUACCUCAUUUCGCGUGUAUAUGGCACUUGUUGCAAAAUAUAAUAAAAAACUUCAGAAAGAGUCAGCAAAAGGUAACAGAAUUGUUCUACUCUAUGGCAAAAACAUAUACCACGAUAGAGUUUAAUCAAUAUAUGACAAUUGUUAAGAAGAUAGAAAAGAGGAUUAAAGACUACUUGUUGAACAUUAGAUACAACAAAUGGUCACGUGUUCAUGCUCAGGUAAAUAGGACUUGGAUGAUGACAUCAAACAUUGCAGAAUCAGUCAAUUCAAGAACAAGACAUGUCAAAGUUCUUACAGUCUUGCACCUCUUAGAAUUCAUGAGACAACUUGUUCAAAAAUGGAAUAACAAUAACAGGUCAAAGGCAAUAUUUUUAGAAUUUUACCUUGGGAAAAAGUAUGAAAAAUUUCUACAACGUAACAAAACUGCAUCAGAGAAAUUAAGAGUUAGAGAUACAAAUGAAUAUGUGUAUACAGUACUUGAUGGCAUUACACAAUUCACGACCAUGCCUCCCAAAUGUAUAGCCAGUCAGAGGAAUGCUGCUAGCACUGAGGUUCCACAGUUAGAGAUGCCUCCACCAAGAACUAGGGGCCGACCUGCAAGGUCUACUGAGGUACCCCCAAUACCUACUGUUCAUACCACUCCUACUUUGAAGGUAGAAUUCAGAGGAGCUAUUGCCAUGCUCACUCAACUGGUAGCUGCCCAGAUGGGUAACCAUAGUUUACCAACUCCUAGCUCUAGCUCUUAA
Solanum dulcamara is the source of this 810-nucleotide messenger RNA. RefSeq lists its product as uncharacterized. The record is from RefSeq and is a predicted model, not a curated record. NCBI's taxonomy places the organism in Eukaryota, Viridiplantae, Streptophyta, Magnoliopsida, Solanales, Solanaceae. The transcript is spliced from 3 exons. Bases 1 to 810 code for a protein of 269 amino acids.